Messenger RNA from Alternaria burnsii, 5973 nucleotides. RefSeq names its product acyl-oxidase. Lineage: Eukaryota; Fungi; Ascomycota; Dothideomycetes; Pleosporales; Pleosporaceae. The record is from RefSeq and is a predicted model, not a curated record. The transcript is spliced from 10 exons. Gene Ontology annotation, cellular component: peroxisome. Gene Ontology annotation, molecular function: acyl-CoA oxidase activity; FAD binding; zinc ion binding. Gene Ontology annotation, biological process: regulation of DNA-templated transcription; fatty acid beta-oxidation using acyl-CoA oxidase; lipid homeostasis. Bases 1 to 5973 code for a protein of 1990 amino acids.
AUGUCCCUAGAUUUCCCACUAGUAUUGCGCAACGGCCGGCUUUUUGAACCUAUUGCUAGCCCCAUCCCCCGCUUACUCGACAUGCUCAACACAGCACAUAGCCCGCCUGUACAGACAAAAUCGUUUCAUCUAUCAUGUCUAGACCAGAAUGUCGUGCGCGUAUACAUACAGACCCUGUGUAUCUUUCCCUUUCCUGAUCUGAAUGACGCCGAAACGGCCAUACAAGCUCUCGGUGCCGGAUUGCGCCUUACACUCAACAAGUUUCCCUUUCUUGCUGGCACACUCACACUUGCGGACCGGAAAGCUGGAAAACUCACCCUCAACUACCCAACUGAUAUCACAAGCGAGCAACUGAAUCGCGUAUUCCGGUCAAAGCAGAUCCCAUACCACGAGACGGACUUUCCCCACACCUACGAACAGCUCAAGAGAGAUGGCAUGCCACCUAGUGCGCUCCGAAGUGCUAUGUUCGUUCCGGAAGAUCUCGCAAACUAUGCUGGCAUUCCAAGAGACGGCGAGGGAAAAGUGGAUUUUGACAAGAGCGACGCACCGGCCAUGCGGACUCAGGCCUUCUUCAUACCUGGCGGUCUUGUACUUUCCAUGUACAUGCAUCACAGUGUCUCUGACUUUUCCGGCGUUACUCUUUUCUGGCAGACAUUCUCUGAGAACGUCUCCAAGAUCUCAAAGCAGCAACUCUUCGAAGAGCACAAGAUCAUAGGUACAACUCUCCCCUACAUUGUCAAGCUACCACUAAACAUGGCAGAUACGGGAAGCGUGGCCGACGAGCAGUCUCUAAUGAGAAAAGCCGUUGACGAGCAGGUUACCCCACCGCUAGGCAACGGCGGUGCCGACUGCUAUUGCGAUGGUCCGCCUCAGUAUCUCCAAACCUUGCCUAAAGAGACGGAAUGCACCCAAAGGCUGUUUGUCAUUCCAGCAUCACGAGUACGCGAGUACAGGGAGAAACUCCGCACCCACUUUCCCGAGGAUACCCCUCCAACUAUGUGCAAUGUCCUCGCAGCACUAGUCUGGACGCAUGUUACUCGCGCUAGAGCAGGCCGCUUGACCAGGUACGGGCUGGCGGAGACUAGCAUCGGCAUCGCGACGGAUUUGCGCAGAAGACAACACCCUCCCGUCCCUGCCGACUACAUGGGGAACAUGGCUUUGUUCUCGAGAGGCACGAUGAAGGUCUCGGACUUGACAGCGGAGAACCGUGUAACCAAGGCCACAAUAGUCAACGUCAUAAACACUAUCAAGAGCACGAUUCUCGAUGUCGACGACAAAUGGGUGAACCGUCACCUAACAUUCUUCAAGUCGAUCGAGGAGAUUACCGACACCGAGGUCGCGCUAGCUUUGACUUUUGGAUCGGACAUUUACAUCUCGUCUUGGCUAAACUUCGGCGCUGAUCUCAGCUGGGGGAUACCUGGUACAGAUCUGGACAAGGACUCCCUUGCCGGUCGACCCGAGUUCAUCAGAAGAUCGUAUGGUCCGGGUGAUGGCGGCAUGAUCUUUCUCCCACGACGGAGACAGCUUGUGCACGAAGAGGAAGCGCCUUUCGAGAUCCUUGUACGACUCGCCGACGAAGACAUGACGCGUACUGACUCUCACGAUGUGAACUCUUCCAACGUGCUCGACGGCAAAACAUUGUCGCUGAGCAGCACUCGCCCAUCUCGCUUCGGACGGCCUGCAACCGACUCUGUUGGCCAACUCGAAUCACGACCAGCGACCAAUCGCAUCAUGGCAGACUUCACCGAUCAUCUCAAGCCCGCCUACGAUGGCACAGCAACACUCCAGGCCGAGCGCGACGGCUCGGGCAUCAACGUUCGCCAACUCGCACAGCAUCUUCUAGGCCGUGAUGGCUUUCUGGAGCGACAAGAUAAGGUACUUCGGGUUUUGAGCAAGGAGAAGCUUUUCAACAAGGAUCAGCAGCUGAAUCUUUCGCGCCCAGAGCGGUAUCAUCUAGGACUGGCGAGAGCAAAGGCCAUCCAGAGACUGAUGCGACGAGAAGGAUGGGACCUUGAAGACUAUAAGAUGGCCGAAUACCUGACGGAUGAGAUGAGCCCAUAUCAUCUGCAUAUGAACAUGUUCGUCACAACGGUACGCGAGCAAGCCUCUGAAGAACAGCAGAAGUAUUGGAUGCCGAGAAUCCUCGGCCACGACAUCAUUGGCUGCUAUGCGCAAACUGAACUAGGCCAUGGGAGCAACGUACGAGGCCUGGAGACUGUUGCAAAGUGGGACCCAAUCAAGAAGGAAUUCGAAAUUCACAGUCCGACUUUGACGGCAAGCAAAUGGUGGAAUGGGUCAAUGGGGAGGACCGCCACGCACGCAAUUGUAGUCGCACAAUUGCUCUUGCCGAAACCACCAUCUCCGUCCGACAGAUCAAAAGUCUCCGUUCCGCAUGCUCAAGAGGUUGAAUAUACUUCGCACGGCCCACAAACUUUCGUUGUGCAAAUUCGGGACGCGAAGACGCAUCAACCUCUGCCGGGUAUUGCUGUAGGCGACAUCGGUCCGAAAUACGGGUAUGCGAGCAUGGAUAACGGGUACAUGUUAUUCGACCAUUUCCACAUACCCAAGUCGGCUAUGCUGAGCCGCUACGCUGAGGUCUCCGACGAGACCGGCGCGUUCGUUCGGACUGGCCAUCCGGCUAUUGUAUAUGGGAGUCUUACAUACGUACGCGGCCAGAUCAUAAUGCAUGCAAGACUGGUCCUUGCACGUGCUGUCACUGUCGCCGUACGAUACUGUGCUUUACGGCGGCAAUUCAAGGACCGCGACUCCACUAAUGCUUCUGAUAGCGAAAUGAAGGUUCUUGAUUACCCCACGGUGCAGAUACGCGUCUUGCCAUUGCUCGCGACUACUUUCGCGUUGCAUUAUACUGGCGAGUACAUGUACACGUUGUACCACAAGUCGCGAGAAAACAUCGAGAAGGGCGACUUUGGACCAUUAGCUGAGCUACAUAGCGCCAGUUCGGGGUUGAAGAGCCUGUGUACGAUGCUCGCUGCGGACGGUAUCGAGACUUGUCGGCGUGCUAUGGGCGGCCAUGGCUUCGGCGGUGGAAGCGGGCUAGUAGGGUUGAACGCCGACUAUCUUUCCAAGCCAACGGUCGAGGGUGAUAACUGGAUGAUCACGCAGCAGGUUGCCGCAUAUCUCAUCAAGAAGAUGGCGGACGCGGUCAAAGAUCCUGGCUCCACACCCAAGGAUCCGACCGACAAGCUCUUCCAAUACUACCUUCUAAACAAGGACCAUCACAUACCCCAAAACGUCUCGAAAGACGGUGUGGUAGACGACCAAAACAUAGUAGAGGUGUUCCAAUGGCGCGCAGCUGAUCUCUCUUAUCGCGCCUACCAAGCACGCGUCGUCGAAAAACGACCUUGGACCCGUCUCAUGAUCCAGCUUCACAACCUCAGUCGCGCAUAUUCGGAGCAGAUCCUCGUCACGAAUUUCUAUAAUAGCUUCAGCUCCGUUAGUCCGCCCACGUCAUCAGUACUGCGGACAUGCUUCCAGCUCUACGCGCUCUACACCGUCGACCAAUUCGCAUCCUCGUUUAUGAUGACGACCGCCGUUCCGCAAGAGUCCGUGUUCACUCUGCAAGAUACGAUUGUAAAACUCAUGGCCGAGUUGAGACCGCAUGCUGUGAAGCUUGUUGACGCUUGGUCGAUACCAGAUUGGUUGCUUAAUAGCGCGUUGGGCAGGUAUGAUGGCAAAGUGUAUGAGGAGUUAUUCGAUAUGGCGCAUCGGAGAAAUCCGCUCAACGAGGUGACGUUCAAUCCGGACUGGCGUAGCGAGGAGAUUGUAUUGGGGAGUGGGGACGGAGGCGAAAACCCCCUUUCCACUGCCGGCACCGGUAAAGGAAAAAUUCUCAUCCUCAAGUCCAACGCUUGCUGGAUCGUCAUAUGCGAUGAGUCGAGACCAGCUUGCAGUCGAUGCAGCAAGGCGGGUCAUACAUGCAAGUAUCGAGAUCAAGCCGACAUCCUCUUCCGCAACCAAACAGCAUCUGCUGCGCAGAGAGCCGAGGAAUCAUGGCGGAAGCGAUCAAAGUCAAAUCAACGCGCUGUCGUUGCCGAAAGUAGCAAUACUUAUAUCAAAACCCCGCCAAGCGACGAAUCGACGCCACCUCAUUUGGACGAUCAACGCUCAUCCAGCGGCAGUGUGCAUUCUCCUGGUGGAUCCGUGGACGACCCUGCCCAAGAUGCCUCAGGUGUUACCCCGCCAAUAAUCGAUCUAAGUCGACUGACUAUCACCCCGAUGGCUAACCCGGACUUUCGUAGAAGAGCCUUUGAGCGCUUUGUGUACGACUUUGUACUGCCCGAUCAACCGAACAGACCAGCAGACCAGCCGGAUGAAGCACUUUGGACGUUUAUACCGCUCUUGUAUCAGGGUGCGCCAGAGGACUCGUUAAUUGCAACAGCUGUUGACGCAGUCUCUUACGUAAAUUAUGCUAAUAGAUGUAACGACCCUCAGGCCCAGGCAUUGGGUGAGGAAUGCGUGGGAAGAGCCAUUCCGAUGUUGACGAAGACAAUCGCGGAUAAAAAGCAGUCAGCCACGAAUAUCGCUUUGGCUGCAGUGCAUUUGAUGGGAGUUUACGAAAAUCUUACCAGCGUGCAGCGGAAGGGCACAUUUAUUGCCCACAACCAUGGCGCAAAUGCGCUGCUCCAGUUGCGGACUGUUGAGCAGUUCUACAGCGAUCCCAUAUCAGCCAGACUUUACGAGGUCAUCUACGCACAUCUGUUACUAGGUAAUCUACAGACAGCCAAGCGCCCUGCCAUACCGACAAGAGAUGUGGUCAAGGUGGACGAGCUACUUCCAAGUCUAUACAAGAACUCUAAUGCUUUUGUAAUUCGCCUGAUCUGGAGAGAGGCGAUGCUGCAUGCUAGAUGGCACGAAAUGAAACAAAGUACGAAUCCACCAACUAAUCGUCUGGCCUUGCAAGAGCUUUUGCAGACCGCGCUAGAACUAGAUGACGACUACCAAGCCUGGGAAUCACAGAUUACGCCUGCUUGGAACUACCAUGCGACACCCAACACGCCAGAGGCCAGGUCGAACUAUGACCCGAAAUGGCAGAAGCUCUUCCUAGGAUGUCGCGGCGCCCCGGAAGAGAUACACUCUUACCCCAGCGUCAAACGCGCUUGGAUUUGGGGCUUCUACCGUACAAGCCGUGUACUUGUUCUGCGAGAUCUACUUGAAAUGUUGAAUUGGAUGCUAAGAUUCCGGGAUCCCGGUCGAUCGGCUGCAGCGCAAGGACAGACUGUACCCACCACUUUGAGCGAUAGGACCCUCCGCAUACAUCACUCUGUUGCUACUGCACGUCUGGUUGAAGUGAUUGAAAGAAACUGCUCAGCCAUGAUUGGUAGUCUUACCGUGCCAAUACACAUGAAGUCUAUCGACGAUGUGGUUGGUAUGAGAGGAUAUGUCGAUAUAUGGCCACUGGGUACCAUGGACGCUGUACUGUGUUCAGGUCUUGUGCCCGAUAGCACUGCAGGUAACUCUCCACAAGACACUGGUCAGAUGCCAACACCACCAUCAGCCUACACGCACCAGUCCAACACGCCACCACACCUAGUCUCCGCCACAUCCAACUUGUCGUCGUCAAGCGAACCUUCGGAAAACUUGGAGUCUUAUGCAACAGCACCUCAGUUUUCUGACCUUAACACCAUCCGUUCGAGAAGUGGCCUGAGCUCCAGUCCUAGCCCGCCGGCCAACGUCCCAACAUUUGAUCCUAAUGCAAAGAAAGAUCACAUCUUCGACCCGCACCCCGCGCAUCCUUACGAUCGACCCCUCGAUCUUCCGCCGCUGGAGUUCGAGACGGUAAUACCUAGGAGAAUAGACGUUGCAGCCAGACGUGAGUGGAUCAAUCGCUUACUAUAUUACUUCGCCACAGAACUGGGCUUGAAGAAGGCGCUGUGGGUACCAGUGAUGCAAGGAUUCAUGCCCAUGGUGAAGCCAAUGGUUGAUGAAAUUCUCAGCCAGGAAAGGCGUUUCUAA